Messenger RNA from Trichoplax adhaerens, 660 nucleotides. RefSeq lists its product as uncharacterized. Lineage: Eukaryota; Metazoa; Placozoa; Uniplacotomia; Trichoplacea; Trichoplacidae. The transcript is spliced from 6 exons. Bases 1 to 660 code for a protein of 219 amino acids. The record is from RefSeq and is a predicted model, not a curated record.
AUGGCAGUUAAAUUUAAAAAUUUAUAUCACUAUGGCUAUAUUUCCAAUCACCAUUACGUUAUGACGUUAUUAGUGGUUUUGCUUUUACUAAAUGGUGUAGCGAGUGUUAUUAUUGGAGGUUUUAGCAUCGCAUCUGAACAAUAUUAUACCCUAGGUGCCAGAAUUUCCGCUCCUAUUUGGUGUGGAAUAGCCGUUACUCUUUCUGGAAUCUCUGGACUGUUGAAUUUGUGUUAUCGCGAUAGUAUUGCACACACCAAAUGGUUUUAUGGACUCUCUAUCUUUGCUGCGGUUACUAAUGCUUUCGGUUUGGUAACUCUAUUUUUGGGUAUUGGUUUCCAUAGCCCAUUCAAUAUUGCAGCGGAUGUUUUGAUCGGAGUUGGAUUUUUAUUAUCUGUUACAACUGCUUUAAUGAUCGGCUGUGGGGUUUAUUGCUACCGUGAUGACUUAUCUUUAAUUCAAAAAGGGACCUGGGCUAGCAUAAAUCAUAGCUUAGCUUAUAGAAAGAUGGGUCAAGAUAUAUACGAUGAUGCCAAUUACAGGAUAGAGGUGGAAUCUUCAUGUGCUAAGAAAAGCAUCGCAAAAGUGCCCAUCAUGAUCUUUAAACUCAUUCAGGACUUGGUGAUUGGAAUUGUACAAACUCAUUUAACCGGUUUAUUAUAA